GAACUACAUUACCCAGUGACCCUCAGGCGCGCGACGUGUUCUGGGGUUCUGCGCAUGCGCACAACCCGACCACGCCCCACCCUCCCCCAUCUCUCGGCCCUGAGGUAAUUUGUGGACUACAAGUCCCUGAAGCUGUCGGGCCCAGGGCUCUCACUGCACGUGCGCGUCCCGCUGCCCGCCGGAAGGACGAAGUCUGGCAGUGUUUAUCUCGUUGGGGACCGAGGAAUCGGUUGGCGGGCAACGGGUUCUAGGCUGCUGGCAGCGCGAGGACCCGCGGCCCCACCCCGGCCCGGCCUGGCAGUUUCUAGUCCUGGCAGCAUACGAGCCACAGCUGUCAAAGGAACUCCUCGUGCCUGUAGACACCCUGGGUGACCCCAGGGACAACGGAUCAACUUGACAAGAACCAUCUGUGAGGGGCUAAUCAACCAUGGUUACAUGGAGUUCCCUGUCCUAGGUAGCAGAGGCAGCAGGCCGUGCCGGGGGGGCAUGUUCCUGUAACCUGUGGCCCAGGGGAUGUUACGGUGGACAGUGCAUCUGGAGGGCGGGCCACGCAGGGUGAACCAUGCUGCAGUGGCUGUCGGGCAUCGAGUGUACUCCUUCGGGGGUUACUGCUCUGGUGAAGACUACGAGACACUACGGCAGAUAGACGUGCACAUUUUCAAUGCUGUGUCCUUGCGUUGGACAAAGUUGCCCCCCGUGAGGCCUGCCGUCCGAGGGCAGGCUCCUGUUGUCCCUUACAUGCGGUAUGGACACUCCACCGUCCUCAUUGAUGACACGGUUUUCCUUUGGGGCGGGCGCAAUGACACCGAGGGGGCCUGCAACGUACUCUACGCCUUCGAUGUCAAUACUCACAAGUGGUCUACACCCCGAGUGUCAGGAACGGUUCCUGGGGCCCGGGAUGGACAUUCAGCUUGUGUCCUGGGCAAGAUCAUGUACAUCUUUGGGGGAUAUGAACAGCUGGCCGACUGCUUUUCCAAUGACAUCCACAAGCUGGAUACCAGCACCAUGACAUGGACCCUUGUUUGUACAAAGGGCAAUCCUGCACGGUGGAGGGACUUCCACUCAGCCACAAUGCUGGGCAAUCACAUGUAUGUCUUCGGGGGCCGUGCUGACCGCUUUGGGCCAUUUCAUUCCAACAAUGAGAUCUACUGUAAUCGAAUUCGAGUCUUUGAUACCAGAACCGAGGCCUGGCUUGACUGUCCACAUACGCCAGUGCUGCCUGAGGGGCGCAGGAGCCAUUCAGCCUUUGGCUACAAUGGAGAGUUGUACAUCUUUGGUGGCUAUAAUGCAAGGCUGAAUCGGCAUUUCCAUGACCUCUGGAAGUUUAAUCCUGGGUCCUUUACCUGGAAGAAGAUUGAACCAAAGGGGAAAGGACCAUGUCCCCGCCGACGCCAGUGUUGCUGUAUUGUUGGUGAUAAGAUUGUCCUCUUUGGGGGUACCAGCCCCUCUCCAGAGGAAGGCCUGGGGGAUGAAUUUGACCUCAUAGAUCAUUCUGACUUACACAUCUUGGACUUCAGUCCUAGUCUGAAGACUCUCUGCAAACUGGCCGUGAUUCAAUACAACCUGGACCAGUCCUGUCUGCCCCAUGACAUCAGGUGGGAGCUCAAUGCCAUGACCACCAACAGCAAUAUCAGCCGGCCCAUUGUCUCCUCCCAUGGAUAGGAAGAAGUUUCUGCUGCCUCCCCUCCUGAGCCUGCUCUUGUCUUCAUCGCCCCUGCCCAUCUCACCUGCCUGCCCCUUUUUACCCGGACUCAGUACACCUCCACGUGGGGUUGAUGGACUAGAGGUGUUUGCUGUGCUGUGAAUUCAGUGGGGAGUUGUUGGGGGAGGCCAUUUCCCUCCCCCUUGGGCCGAGGGCCCCUUCCCUUGGUGCUCUGUCCCCAUCCACCUCCUUCCACUGCUCCUGGGCCUUUGCUCUGCCCCAGGCCAGCUGGGCAGCCAGGCUGUGCUGGAAAGGGACAGGAGUGGGGAGAAGCCAGCAGUGUCGGUCGGAGCCUCAGGAGCUUCCCUCUCCCCGUGACCACCCUCUCCCUGCUUGAGCAUCGCCCGGGGAGCUGAGAGGAGCCUCGGCUGUUGGCAUGAAACCCCCUCCCCAACCCGCGGUGGUGGGGACCAACAGACAGCGUCACCCUUCCUUGAGCUGUUGCUGUACCCCUGAAGCUCAGCCAGCUCUGACUUUAUAAAACGUAAAACCUC
Arvicanthis niloticus (Nile rat) is the source of this 2196-nucleotide messenger RNA. RefSeq names its product kelch domain containing 3 (gene Klhdc3). Lineage: Eukaryota; Metazoa; Chordata; Mammalia; Rodentia; Muridae. The record is from RefSeq and is a predicted model, not a curated record. Gene Ontology annotation, molecular function: protein binding; chromatin binding. Gene Ontology annotation, cellular component: cytoplasm.